This is a messenger RNA of Colossoma macropomum (tambaqui), 3423 nucleotides long. It is a transcript of the gene ap2m1b, whose product is annotated as adaptor related protein complex 2 subunit mu 1b. The record is from RefSeq and is a predicted model, not a curated record. NCBI's taxonomy places the organism in Eukaryota, Metazoa, Chordata, Actinopteri, Characiformes, Serrasalmidae. Gene Ontology annotation, cellular component: cytoplasmic vesicle; AP-2 adaptor complex. The transcript is spliced from 12 exons. Gene Ontology annotation, biological process: clathrin-dependent endocytosis; intracellular protein transport. Bases 238 to 1551 code for a protein of 437 amino acids. Gene Ontology annotation, molecular function: clathrin-cargo adaptor activity.
GCGGACGGAGGCUUGGGAGCGGCAGGGUUGCCAGCUCGGGCGUUUUUAAUCUGGCAACCGGGUUGGGGAGCGGUCGGACAUCUUGAUGAGGAUGAGCUGCUGAGAGACCGCAGUGUGACCAGGGAGCUCUGCCUCAAUAACAGCGAAUAAAUUACAUUUAGUGCUCCUUUUCGGGCACAUCCAGACAGCCGUCGUUUUCCCACCAUGGCCAGCGAACACUAAGCAAAGGCUGCCACCAUGAUCGGAGGACUUUUCAUCUACAACCACAAGGGCGAGGUGCUGAUCUCCCGCGUCUACCGUGAUGACAUAGGGAGAAACGCAGUGGAUGCGUUCCGGGUGAACGUUAUCCACGCGCGGCAGCAGGUUCGCUCUCCCGUCACCAACAUCGCCCGCACCAGUUUCUUCCACGUCAAACGUUCCAACAUCUGGCUGGCCGCUGUGACCAAGCAGAAUGUCAACGCAGCCAUGGUGUUCGAGUUCCUCUACAAGAUGUGUGACGUUAUGACUGCUUACUUUGGCAAGAUCAGCGAGGAGAACAUCAAGAACAACUUUGUGCUGAUCUACGAGCUGCUGGAUGAGAUCUUGGACUUUGGUUACCCCCAGAACUCUGAGACUGGUGCGCUGAAGACCUUCAUCACUCAGCAGGGCAUAAAGAGCCAGCAUCAUACAAAAGAGGAACAGUCCCAGAUCACCAGUCAGGUGACUGGACAGAUCGGCUGGAGGCGUGAGGGUAUAAAGUACCGCCGCAAUGAGCUCUUCCUGGAUGUUCUGGAGAGUGUUAAUCUGCUGAUGUCACCACAGGGUCAGGUGCUGAGCGCUCACGUCUCGGGCCGUGUGGUCAUGAAGAGCUACCUGAGCGGAAUGCCCGAGUGUAAGUUCGGCAUGAACGACAAGAUCGUCAUAGACAAGCAGGGUAAAGGGGGCACCACUGAUGAAGCAGGCAAAAGUAGUGGGAAACAGUCUAUAGCCAUUGACGACUGCACCUUCCACCAGUGUGUACGACUCAGCAAGUUUGACUCCGAGCGCAGUAUCAGCUUCAUCCCACCGGACGGAGAGUACGAGCUCAUGAGGUAUCGCACCACUAAGGACAUUAUUCUUCCUUUCCGCGUCAUCCCGCUGGUCAGAGAAGUAGGCCGCACCAAACUGGAGGUGAAGGUGGUCAUCAAGUCCAACUUCAAACCCUCCCUGCUGGCACAGAAGAUAGAGGUGCGCAUCCCCACCCCUCUCAACACCAGCGGUGUGCAGGUGAUCUGCAUGAAGGGAAAAGCCAAGUACAAGGCCAGUGAGAACGCUAUUGUUUGGAAGAUCAAGCGAAUGGCAGGUAUGAAGGAGUCCCAGAUCAGUGCUGAGAUCGAGCUGCUGCCCACCAAUGAUAAGAAGAAGUGGGCACGUCCACCCAUUUCCAUGAACUUUGAGGUACCCUUUGCCCCGUCCGGCCUCAAGGUGCGCUACCUGAAGGUGUUCGAGCCAAAGCUGAACUACAGCGACCACGACGUGAUUAAAUGGGUUCGUUACAUCGGCCGCAGCGGCAUCUACGAAACGCGCUGCUAACGGCCGACCCAGCGAGGAGAGGAAGAGGAAGAGCUGGAGAGAUGGCCGAGCGAUGGGCAGGUGGAGGAGGUCAACAGUGGCCUUUCCCCUCAUCUUCCCUGUCCUCUUCUCCUUCUCCUUCUCUUCUCCCUUUCCCAUGGGCCUCUGUUCACACACUCACACACACAGCGUCAUACAAUGAGAAACACAGAAUUCAGUUUUCAAAACGUCAUACAUAGCUCGUCCUGUGGAGGAAAAAAAAAGUUAUAACUUGCUUAUAAACAAAGAAUAUGAAAAAAAAAAACGCAUUUGCAUUCAUUAUUGCCUCCCCUUUGUGUGAUUACCUGCAAUAAGAUGAGGCCCCUUUUCCGUUAGCCCGCUAAUUCUUCCUCCUUUAAUUCCAGCACAUGCAUUCCUGACCCCCCCCACUGACUUAUUGGGAGAAUUUGGGGGGCCAUGUUCACCCUAAUAAGCAAUUAGCAGUGAACCUGUGCUUUUGUUCAGGCCUCAUCAGUGUUCGUACGGCCUCCUGUUUCCUCUCUUUCACUACCGUUCCUGCUUGUGUAGGUGUACGUUAUGCUGUAGUGUUGUCAGCUAAUGGACACAAAUUGUACAUCCUUUUUUUUUCCUCCUUCAUUUUAUACAUGAGGCUCCCUCCCCUCCUUAAUCCCUCCACCCCGAGUGUAUUAGUUAGGUGUAGUCCAUGUUUUUGUAUUUGUAAGCAGGGUGUUUUGUGUAUGAAUCACAAUGCUCUUGCCCCAACUUGUAUCACUUAACAUGCUUUUUCAUUUUUCUUUCUGUCGCUGUACUUUUACCCGGGAAUAUUUUUCUCUCUCUUAAGUGGCUAAUAAUGAGGAAAAGUCGUCCGCUUUGGUCUCUGAUGUUCUGUUUAGUUUCAUCCAAGUUUAACUGUGUGACCAAACUUCUCAGAAAUGAGAAAAUAUGAAUUUAAAGCAACAAAAAAAACUACUAAUACUAGACUAAAUCCAGCCGUGUGUAAGUGUAUGUGUAUACGUAUUAUAUACACCAUAAUAAGAGGUAUAAAUGAACGGCCAGGCUGAUGUAGAGCACUGUUUCUGCUUUCAGUUUGGGUCUGUAGUCGAGGCUUAUCUGAGCUGGUUGUAUGUGUCGGCCUCAGAGGGGUCCCCCAACAUCUCUCAGGGACUUUCGCCCCCCCACCCCCCAUUUGUGCUGUCGUUUUCCUCCCUUCGAGCGCGCUUGGUUGUUUACCAGGUUGUUUACCAGACGUUUAGGGUGUGUCGCUAUGAUUUCUCCAGUGCACUGACAUCUUUCGUUCUCCUCAGGCUAGUUUACUUCGAGAUUUAUGGCACAAACGUUGAAGGCGCAACUGUGAAUGCGGAUUUGAAAAAAGGAGAAAGGCGGCCAGAGCAGAUGGGCGAUUGGAAUUCCUUUGAAACUGAACCAGCUCCGUUUCAAGGGAAUCUUCUCUUCAAUCUUGGAAUCCUUUUCCUGCCCAGUGAGGUAUUUUAGAAGGCAGCAUUGGAUUCAAGUAGUCUAACUCUAGCUUCUCUGACCCGCUUCCAAGUCCUUCCCAAUUAAAAAAAAACACAUUGCUAUUCAAAUAUGUAGGCAAAGCUGAAGGAGUUUUCACUUCACCGCCCUUCAGGCUCGUCGCUUUGCCUCGUUUAACAUCGAAGAAAGCAAGUAAGGUUGCCCUCUGCCCUUUAACAUGUUUGUGCUUGUGCUCUGAAAGCUGCAAUGGUCAAACAUAACACUACAAACUUUCAGGUUCUUUUCACACAACUCUCGUAGUCCCUGUUUUGAGAGAUGGUGAGGGUCCUACAGGCUCGACCCCUCAGCUUCAGUGUGCUCUUCAUUUUGGUAACUUUGUGAUUGUCCUGUUAAUCCUAAUAAAAUGAAAAAUAUGCUAUC